CACGUACGUACACAGAUCCACAUUAAUUGCACAUGCAAAUACACACACACACACACACACACAUUAAUGCACACAGACGCUCCAUCAGCGCUGGAGCCAGACGCGGAACGUCCUUGUCCGAUGAGAGCGAUCAAUGAGCAAGGAGGAGGGAGGGAGAGGAGGGCUAAGAAGCAAAAAGACGGAUCUGUGCUGGGAGGGGGCGAUGGUGAAGGCGGAAGAUGAUGAUGAGGAUGAGGGGCCGGCGGGCGGGGGGUGGGCAGCUCCUCCCAUAAGCAAGUUAUUGAGCGGGGCUGUGAAGGUCUGUGAUGUUGACGGGGUAAAGGCAGUCUUCAGACGGCAGCGAGCGCUCUCAAUCGCCCCUCGUCGGAACCGAACCAGCCCAGGAGGGGAGGAAAAGCUUCCCGGCCGCGCCUUUGACGGCUUAGGACCUCGUCUUCUCUGCGGACGCCGCCAUCAUGUGCGACUGUUUCCACCUCGCCUUCCCUAACUGGCACGGCGCGCCCGCCGGCACAGGAGCUGAACGCAGGCUGAGAGCGCCAGACCUCAGCUCGGAGGACCGCUCAGCAUGUGAUGAGCCAUCUCAGUUCACCGAAGGCGAGAGACCACGCCCGCAGGGUUCGUCCCCCGUGGAAGAUCACCCAGAGACGGAGAAAUAUAGCGACAGUGACAAGGAGGAGGAUGACCCACACCACAAGAGAGGGAGUCGAAAGAAGGGUAAAAAGUCUGCCUUUGGUUGUGGCUUUGACCGCCGUUCGACUCCAAAGAUGAGUAAACUGAAGGAAGCUUAUAGCCCAGAGUCAGGGAUGAUAGUGAAAACAGCCAAAGAUGGCGGCGCAGAAGGUCUUGUCUAUGGUGGAGGAGGCAAAGAGGGCAUCUUCAUUAAAGAAGUUGUACCAGAGUCACCUGCCUCCAAAAGUCUACAGCUGAAAGAAGGCGAUCAGCUUCUGAGCGCCACAGUGUAUUUUGACAACGUGUCAUAUCAGGACGCCAUUCAGAUUCUGGAGCAUGCUCAGGCUUACAAAGUGAAGCUCUGCCUAAAACGCAAGCCCGACAUCACGGAGACGGAACCCCUCGCUGAGUCUGACAUCAUCCCUGAGGAUGAAACAUUCACUCCAGAGAUGCGAGAACAUGGGAAAUCCAAGAGACGAGGUGAUGCACGCAUUUCUUGGCCCAAGUUUCCCUCCCUAGGGAGAGGAAAGAAGUCCCGUUUUGCAAGGUCUCAUAGUUCCUCAGAGGCUGAUGAGCAGAGGAAGUUGGAGCUGAGUCCUCCCACGAGCGACACAGAGUCACCAAUAAAGACGCAAGAUGCCCUUAAAGGCAAGAAACGGCAUAAGAUGAAGCUUCCAUCUCUGACAAAGAGAGGCCGCAUCAGCUCAUCUGAAGAUCAGGACACUGAUGAGCCGACAGCAUGCGCACAAGAAGCUGCAGAACUGAUCUCACCCGAAGGCCUUCAAAGCCCCAUGGAAAGACGUCCUGGAGUGCACAGAAUAGAGCAGGUGGCUCUGGUGGAAGGUUCUGACGCAAGAGUGACAAAACCUCUCGCCAUUCAACACAAGGUGGAACUCAUUGCUAUCGACAGUGCUUUGAAAACCACCGAUCUCACGGUGGCUCUGGCGGGUCAAGAUAGCCCCACCGGACCACUGUCGCCCGAUGGUAAGAAAAAGAAGAAAGAACGGUCGGAAUUGAAAAUGAAAAUGACAGGGAAGGACAAAUCAAACAAGAAAGAGGCAAAUGCAAAAUCACCCAAAAGGCUAAAAACCCUGGGUGCAAGUUUAGAAACAGCUGCCAAGGGGGAUCAGCCCGAGCAUACGUCUCAAACUGAACAAACAUCCCCACUUAAAGGCAAAGGCAAAACUAAAAUAAGAACCCUACUCCCCAAGCGAGAAGACAUUGAAAUCCCUGGUAUGGAGGAUACGGGCAGGACAAAAGUCAAAGGACUCCACGAUGAACUACCAGAAACAGUGCAACUCUCAAUUGAUGUGGACAGCGUGAAAGAGGCCGUUUCGAAAUUGCCUGGAUAUAAAUUACCAAAGGUGGAUAUGUGUGGAGUACUUAUUCCUGAAGAAAUCACAGUGAUCGAUGCCAAUGCUCAAAGAAUAUCAGUAAAAACACCCACAAAAGUCGCUGAUGGCAGAAUGAAACAGGAGGCACCCAUCAGUAAGGCAGAGGACACUUCCACUCCAGAAUUAUCCAAGACUUCGUUCAAGCUCCCAAAGAUCAAACCGAGUGACUUGACUCCAGAAGAAGUUUUAACUGUCACCCAGAUGGACCAAACUACUACAGAGACAACACAAGUGUGUGAACCUGCACUCAACUCAAAAGAAUCUGACAAGAUAUCAAAGACGACCAAGAUAGGUUUGCCAACCAUCGGGUUUUCAAAGGCAGACUUUAGAAUGCCCGACGUUGGAAUGUAUUUCGCAAAGCCAAAUAUUUCUGGGCCAAAGGAUUACACGGGGAAAGGAGAAAGAACUAUAUUCCUACAAGAACAAUUAGGUGACGGCGGCAUCACGUCCGAUGCCAAAAUGUACAAAGCUGAAAGAUCUGCCGUGAGAAGUACUGGUGAACUUAAAUACAUUGAUUCGGAGGAAUCCCCCGUCGAGAGGGAAGUUGAUUUCACGAUACCGGAAAUCACUGGACCACAAGUAAAUGAAAACUUUUUCAAAAAUGAGUUGGAUGUGAAAAAGCCAGAGCCUGAAUCUGAGGCACAACUCAAAGAAGCCUGGGUUGUGGAUUUAGGUCCUGUAAAAGCACAGGCCUCAUCGCAUAAAGAUAAAACACCAGAGGCCAAGGUUGAUAGUCCCAGAAAGGACCUUGCAGUUAACAUUUCUGCACCGAGUGUGGACAUUGAAGGAUCUGUAAUGGACAUGAAGAUAGAUGCUGAGCAGGGUGGAAAAGGAGGCAAGUUUAAAAUGCCACAUCUCAGUUUCUCCAUUCCAAAGGUAAAAGGACGCAAAACAGACUCAGGCUGGUCAAAAAAAGGCUCAGGGGUGACAAUGCCAGAGGCUAAAGUUGCCGUCCAAAUGCCUGACACUCCCAAAAUUUACACAAGUGAAGCGAAAGCUGAAGUCAAACAUGCAAAAACGUCGGAGUCACCAGAAUUAAAAAUUGAAGCCAAAAUUCCAGAACUUGCCACAGAUAUCAAAGUGAAAGGUCCCAAGAGUGAAGCUCAAGCAAGCAGUCUUGAGGAAUCUCCCUCUAAAUUCAAAUUCCCAACAUUGAAAUUACCGAAAUUCGGGAUGGCUUUACCACAGGUUGAUUUGGAAAUGGACAAAGAUGUCAAGGUGGAUCAAGUGAAUGUCAAGUCACCAGAAUUAAAAGCUGAUGCCAAAAUUCCAGAACUUGCCACAGCUAUUGAUGUCAAAGUGAAAAGUCCCAAGAGUGAAGUUCAAGUAAGUAGUCUGGAGGAAUCUCCCUCUCAAUUCAAAUUCCCAACAUUGAAAUUACCGAAAUUCGGGAUGGCUUUACCACAGGUUGAUUUGGAAAUGGACAAAGAUGUCAAGGUGGAUCAAGUGAAUGUCAAGUCACCAGGAUUAAAAGUUGAAGCCAAAAUUCCAGAACUUGCCACAGAUAUUGAUGUCAAAGUGAAAGGUCCCAAGAGUGAAGCUCAAGCAAGCAGUCUUGAGGAAUCUCCCUCUCAAUUCAAAUUCCCAACAUUGAAAUUACCGAAAUUCGGGAUAGCUUUACCACAGGUUGAUUUGGAAAUGGACAAAGAUGUCAAGGUGGAUCAAGUGAAUAUCAAGUCACCAGGAUUAAAAGUUGAAGCCAAAAUUCCAGAACUUGCCACAGCUAUUGAUGUCAAAGUGAAAAGUCCCAAGAGUGAAGCUCAAGCAAGCAGUCUGGAGGAAUCUCCUUCUCAAUUCAAAUUCCCAACAUUGAAAUUACCGAAAUUCGGGAUGGCUUUACCACAGGUCGAUUUGGAAAUGGGCAAACAUGUCAAGGUAGACGUAGCGGGUCUAAAAUCACCAGAAGUAAAGGUUGAGGCUGAAAUUCCUGAGCCUGCCACAGACAUUGAUGUCACAGUGAAGAAGUCUAGAUUCUCAUUUCCCAAAUUCUCAUUAACCAAGCAAAGCAGCAAAGAGUCUGAGGUUGAUAUCGGUCUCCCAGAUAUUGAUGUUUCAAUUCCAGAAGGGAAAAUGCAAAUCACUUCACCUAAAGUCGAGUUUCAACCACCAGAGGUGGAUGUCAAUAUAGAUGGCCCAGAGAGCAAAUUCAAAAUGCCAAAGUUUGGCAUCUCCAUGCCAAAAAUGAAAGGACCCGAUAUUGAUUUCAACUUGUCAAAGAAAGAGGGCGACAUCAAACUACCAGAACCAGAAGUUGAACUCCCGGAUGUUGAUGUUCAACUACCAUCAGUUCAAGUAGAUAUUGAAGCUCGACCAGGGAGUGUUGAAGGAUCGCCCUCCAAGUUCAAAUUGCCAACAAUCAAGUUACCCAAAUUAGGUGUUGCCUUACCACAGGUCAAUGUUGGAGUGCCUGAUAUGGAAACAGAUAUCAAGGUGGACGGAGCGGGUCUAAAAUCACCAGAAGUCAAGGUUGAGGCUGAAAUUCCUGAGCCUGCCACAGAUAUUGAUGUCACAGUGAAGAAGUCUAGAUUCUCAUUCCCCAAAUUCUCACUAACCAAGCAAAGCAGCAAAGAGUCUGAGGUUGAUAUCGGUCUCCCAGAUAUUGAUGUUUCAAUUCCAGAAGGGAAAAUGCAAAUUACUUCACCUAAAGUCGAGUUUCAACCACCAGAAGUGGAUGUCAAUAUUGACGGCCAAGAGAGCAAAUUUAAAAUGCCAAAGUUUGGCAUCUCCAUGCCAAAAAUGAAAGGACCCGACAUUGAUUUCAGCUUGUCAAGGAAAGAGGGAGAGAUCAAACUACCAGAAACUGAAGUAGAACUCCCGGAUGUUGACGUUAACCUACCAUCAGUUCAAGUAGAUAUUGAAGCUCCGAAAAUUGAAGCUCGACCAGGCAGUGUUGAAGGAUCGCCAUCCAAAUUCAAAUUGCCAACAAUCAAAUUACCCAAAUUAGGUGUUGCCUUACCACAGGUCAGUGUUGGAGUGCCUGAUAUGGACACAGACAUCAAGGUAGACGGAGCGGUUCUAAAAUCACCAGAGGUCAAGGUUGAGGCUGAAAUUCCUGAGCCUGCCACAGACAUUGAUGUCACAGUGAAGAAGUCUAGAUUCUCAUUUCCCAAAUUCUCAUUAACCAAGCAAAGCAGCAAAGAGUCUGAGGUUGAUAUCGGUCUUCCAGAUGUUGACGUUUCAAUUCCAGAAGGGAAAAUGCAAAUCACUUCACCUAAAGUCGAGUUUCAACCACCAGAGGUGAAUGUCAAUAUAGAUGGCCCUGAGAGCAAGUUCAAAAUGCCAAAGUUUGGCAUCUCCAUGCCAAAAAUGAAAGGACCCGACAUUGAUUUCAGCUCGUCAAGGAAAGAGGGAGAGAUCAAACUACCAGAAACUGAAGUAGAACUCCCGGAUGUUGAUGUUAAACUACAAUCAGUUCAAGUAGAUAUUGAAGCUCCGAAAAUUGAAGCUCGACCAGGGAGUGUUGAAGGAUCACCAUCCAAGUUCAAAUUGCCAACAAUCAAGUUACCCAAAUUUGGAGUUGCCUUACCACAGGUCAGUGUUGGAGUGCCUGAUAUGGACACAGACAUCAAGGUGGACGGAGCGGGUCUAAAAUCACCAGAAGUCAAGGUUGAGGCUGAAAUUCCUGAGCCUGCCACAGAUAUUGAUGUCACGGUGAAGAAGUCUAGAUUCUCAUUUCCCAAAUUCUCAUUAACCAAGCAAAGCAGCAAAGAGUCUGAGGUUGAUAUCGGUCUUCCAGAUGUUGACGGUUCAAUUCCAGAAGGGAAAAUGCAAAUCACUUCACCUAAAGUUGAGUUUCAACCACCAGAAGUGGAUGUCAAUAUCGACGGCCAAGAGAGCAAAUUUAAAAUGCCAAAGUUUGGCAUCUCCAUGCCAAAAAUGAAAGGACCCGACAUUGAUUUCAGCUUGUCAAGGAAAGAGGGAGAGAUCAAACUACCAGAAACUGAAGUAGAACUCCCGGAUGUUGAUGUUAAACUAACAUCAGUUCAAGUAGAUAUUGAAGCUCCGAAAAUUGAAGCUCGACCAGGGAGUGUUGAAGGAUCGCCAUCCAAAUUCAAAUUGCCAACAAUCAAGUUACCCAAAUUAGGUGUUGCCUUACCACAGGUCAGUGUUGAAGUGCCUGAUAUGGACAGAGACAUCAAGGUCGACGGAACAGGUCUAAAAUCACCAGAAGUCAAGGUUGAGGCUGACAUUCCUGAGCCUGCCACAGAUAUUGAUGUCAAAGUGAAGAAGUCUAGAUUCUCAUUUCCUAAAUUCUCAUUAACCAAGCAAAGCAGCAAAGAAUCUGAAGUUGAUAUCGGUCUCCCAGAUGUUGAUGUUUCAAUUCCAGAAGGGAAAAUGCAAAUGACUUCACCUAAAGUCGAGUUUCAACCACCAGAGGUGGAUCUCAAUAUAGAUGGCCCAGAGAGAAAGUUUAAAAUGCCAAAGUUUGGCAUCUCCGUGCCAAAAAUGAAAGGACCCGACAUUGAUUUCAGCUUGUCAAAUAAGGAGGGAGACAUCAAACUUCCACAAACUGAAGUUGAACUCCCGGAAGUUGACGUUAACCUACCAUCAGUUCAAGUAGAUAUUGAAGCUCCGAAAAUUGAAGCUCGACCAGGCAGUGUUGAAGGAUCGCCAUCCAAAUUCAAAUUGCCAACAAUCAAAUUACCCAAAUUAGGAGUUGCCUUACCUCAGGUCAAUGUUGAAGUACCUGUUAUGGACGCAGACAUCAAGGUAGACGGAGCAGGUCUAAAAUCACCAGAAGUCAAGGUUGAGGCUGAAAUUCCCGACCCUGCCACAGAGCUUGAUGUCAAAGUGAAAAAGUCUAGCUUCUCAUUUCCCAAAUUCUCAUUCACUAAGCAAAGCAGCAAAGAAUCGGAAGUUGAGAUCGGUCUCCCAGAUGUUGAUGUUUCAAUUCCCGAAGGGAAAAUGCAAAUCAUUUCACCUAAAGUGGAGUUUCAACAACCAAAACUGGACGUCAAUGCACAUGGUGACCUUAAACUCCCCGAUUCCAAAAUAACACUACCAUCUGCUGAAGAUGAAAUCGAAGUUACAAAGAUUGAAGGUCCAAAAAGUCGUGUUGAAGGUUCUCCAACAAAAUUCAAAUUACCACCAUUCAAUUUACCAACAUUUGGAGGUUCCCCAUCAAGGGUUGGUGUUGAAGUGCCUUAUGUGGACAAAGACACUGAAAGUGAUGCCAUAAAGCCGGAGAUAUCUGAAGAGGAAGCAAAUCAGGUCCUUUCAACAACCAGCAUUGACAUUGAAGGACAGUCAGUGGAAGUGACAACUCAAGGAGAUGAACUUCAAGGAUCAGGAAUCAAAGUGAAACCAGUCCCAGAUGUUGACGCUGAGAUCAAGCUGCCGGAUGUUGAAGGUAAACAAUUGGAAGGUACCGUUUCAGUCCCACAAGCACCGAAAGUUGAGGGUGACGUCAGGUUGAGCAAAGGGACAGGCAAUGUCGACGUGAGUCCUGUUUCUCCGAGCAAAUUCAAAUUGCCAUCCUUCAAAAUGCCAAGACUGGCAUUUUCACGAAACAAACCAGAGGGACAAAGUGUGUCACCUGACACAGAAUAUAAAGACAGUCGACCGGAGAUGAAAGCUGAACUGAGUGGAGAUGGAAAAUCACCGCAAGCCACUUCUGCAUCAUUUGGGGUUGUCCUUGAAAAUCUUGAUGUUGAAUUUGAGCUGCCAAAAUCAGAAAAGGGGGAAGGACACCCAGAAACCCCAAAGGAAGAAAUGGAAAGGAAGGACAAACAGACCAAGCAAGAAGCUACCAAAAGUCCGGAGCGGACGGGAUGGUUUAGGUUUCCAACAUUUGGGCUCUCCUCACCUUCAGAACCUGCCAAAACGCCCAUCAAAAAUGACGAGAAGGAUAAAAAGAGCCCAUUUGGGGAACGUGAAGAAGACAUGAGCCCGACUUGUUCUGCGAGGUCAUCAGACAUUUACGCUGACAUCAGCUCAACAGCGACAAGCGAGUAUCUCAGUUUGCACUCAUCUUCUCCAACCAAAGUGACAGUCAAAUACUCCAAUCAGAACUUACCGCCAGAUCUUGGAGAGAUGAACAUCCUGACUUCCACUGCCAUGUCCGAGCUGAUCACAAUCGAGCCAAACUUACCUGAGAAGAUCACUAUCCUGUCAUCUGAGGUCUUGUCUUCCUCUGAGGAGACUCUCCGAUUGGCGUCAGAGAAAAUACAUGUCGUUACAUCCAAGGUACAAGCAGACCCUGAAUCACACCGCGCCAAACCUCUGCCCACGGUUCAGUCGACAGGCGAGACCGGUCAGAUGUCGUCAUCGUGGACAGUGGAGAGUUCUCAAAGCAGCAGGAGGACGGUAUCACAGAAACGAAUCGUCCGUGAAACGUCGCGCGAAAGCACAGAAACCUUCGUGAUUACCAAACAGAUCACCAAAACGUUCGAACCCAGUGAGUUCUUCUCCAACGACGAGACGGCUUCAUCCAUUCAGCGUCUCCGAGAAUCGGUACACUCGGAGAAAAUGCGAUUUUUUGACGGUGCUGAGAAGUGAGGUGCUAGCUCAUCGAUGUUUAAUCGAGGACAGGUCGUAAUUAAACCUCUGGCUGCAUGUUGCCAAAUGAAAAAUGAAAAGAAAGAUGAACAAACAUUCUUGGCAGAGGAAAAAAAUGCAAUGAAAUUGUUAAUAAGCUAGCUAGGUGUCUCAUGACAGGGCUUCCGUAAAUAUGCUUACAUGUGGUCCAGAAAAUGUUUACUUGUAGCAUUUGUGCUCUAAAAUCAAAAGGGUCUGAAGGAUCAGGCUAUAGCAAAAUGAAUGUUUACGAUAGUUGUCAUUUAAAAGAACUUGUGUGUGUGCGUGUGUGUGUGCGUGUGUGUGUGUGAGAAUGUAACCGCUGAGGUGUUCUUGUUAAUGCAGUAAGGAAAGACUCGCUAAGAAAUGUAACAAUUCCGACAAAAAAAGUGUACUACUGUAACUAUAUUUUUAUUAAUAUUUCUGCUUGAACCUAAUUUGCUACAGUCCAUGCAUACAUAUAAAUAUAUUAUAUAUACACGCACACACUUACAUGCAUACAUAAUAGUUGUGUGUGUGUGUGUGUAUAUAUAUAUAUAUAUAUAUAUAUAUAUAUAUAUAUAUGCGUGAUGUGUGUGUGCUCGUGUGUAUCUGCAGCGCAUUCUCAGCCUGUGUGAAUAAUAAUAAAUCUGUCAGUGUAAAUAGCUUUUACUGACCUGUGGACUAUUCCACAUGCUUCAAUUCCAAUGUUUGCAAUAUGAAGAUGAAUAAAUACAUAUUAUUAGUCACAGCAA
This is a messenger RNA of Hippocampus zosterae (dwarf seahorse), 9313 nucleotides long. RefSeq names its product protein AHNAK2-like. Bases 456 to 8561 code for a protein of 2701 amino acids. NCBI's taxonomy places the organism in Eukaryota, Metazoa, Chordata, Actinopteri, Syngnathiformes, Syngnathidae. The record is from RefSeq and is a predicted model, not a curated record. Gene Ontology annotation, biological process: regulation of RNA splicing. Gene Ontology annotation, cellular component: nucleus; cytoplasm; costamere. The transcript is spliced from 17 exons. Gene Ontology annotation, molecular function: protein binding.